CUUGACACAAAGACUAGAAAUGACAAUCUGAUAAGAUAAAGAGGUUAAACAUAUUAAAUUUUAGUCGAGCAGGUUGUCUCUGCAGUCAAGGGAUUUUAAUUAUUAGUUGAUUCAUGUAUUGGUGAUACAGAGAUACAGCAAAUCACAAUUUUAAAAAAAUGUCAUCCUAUCAAGAUGAUGAAGAAGGUGUGGGAUUUGAUGGCAAUCCCAGUUCUUUUCCGAAAGACUUUGGUUACGGAUUUGAUGGGGAUAAUGAUGUUUCCCUUACAACAGGGGAACACAAGCCCAGAAUAUUACUGAUGGGAUUACGAAGGUCUGGAAAAUCAUCCAUACAGAAAGUGGUGUUUCAUAAAAUGUCACCGAAUGAGACUCUCUUCUUAGAAAGCACAAAUAAAAUAGUAAAGGAGGACAUCAACAACUCUAGUUUUGUUCAAUUUCAAAUUUGGGAUUUUCCAGGUCAAAUAGAUUUCAUCGAUUCCACAUUUGAUUCAGACACUAUUUUUGGGGGAUGUGGAGCUUUAGUGUUUGUGAUUGAUGCACAAGACGAUUAUGGAGAAGCACUAAAUAAACUGAAUGUAACCGUUACAAAAGCAUAUAAAGUAAACCCCAACAUCAAAUUUGAAGUUUUUAUCCAUAAAGUUGAUGGCCUAGGAGAUGAUUUCAAAAUGGAAUCUCAAAGGGAUAUUCAUCAGAGGGCCACUGAUGAUUUGACUGACGCAGGGCUGGAUCAUAUUCAUCUAAGUUUUCAUCUCACGUCCAUUUAUGAUCACUCAAUAUUCGAGGCGUUCUCUAAAGUAGUACAAAAAUUAAUUCCGCAGUUGCCAAUUUUAGAGAAUCUACUGAAUAUAUUGAAUACGAAUUCUGCUAUAGAGAAAUCGUUUUUGUUCGAUGUAGUUUCAAAAAUAUAUAUAGCGACUGAUUCAACUCCCGUUGAUAUGCAAAGUUACGAAUUAUGCUGUGAUAUGAUCGAUGUAGUUAUUGAUGUUUCUUGGAUAUAUGGAAUAAAGGAGGAUCAACCAGAUGCGAACGCAUUUGAUGAACAGAGCUCUAGUCUUAUAAAAUUAAACAAUGGAACAGUUCUAUAUUUAAGAGAAGUGAAUAAAUUCCUGGCACUUGUAUGUAUCUUGAGGGAGGAUAAUUUUGAUCAUAAAGGAAUAAUUGACUCAAACUUCCUAAGCCUACGAGAAGCUAUCCAACAAGUUUUUGAACUUAGGAGCAAGACACAAUCCUCUCUAUUCACAUCACCAGACAGUCCUGUUAUAACAAAUGGAGGUGAUGCAGUUUCACCAGAGUCCCCGCAAGGUCCUCGAACAUCUUAGAGAAAUUAUCAAAUUAAUUAAUAAAAAAUUACUUACUGCGAGAUUGUCGAAGUUCUGAUACUGGAGAUGAUGUUUUGUAUAUAUGUAUAAAUAUAGUCUGUAUCGUUUAA
Messenger RNA from Coccinella septempunctata (seven-spotted ladybird), 1429 nucleotides. RefSeq names its product ras-related GTP-binding protein C (gene RagC-D). The coding region runs from base 159 to 1319 and encodes 386 amino acids. The record is from RefSeq and is a predicted model, not a curated record. Gene Ontology annotation, cellular component: lysosome; nucleus; Gtr1-Gtr2 GTPase complex. Lineage: Eukaryota; Metazoa; Arthropoda; Insecta; Coleoptera; Coccinellidae. Gene Ontology annotation, biological process: cellular response to starvation; regulation of autophagy; positive regulation of TOR signaling. Gene Ontology annotation, molecular function: GTPase activity; GTP binding. The transcript has 8 exons.